CUAAUAGUUCAGUAGGGCUGAGGCUUCCACGGUGUCGAGCGUGGACAAGAUUUAGGAAAUAAGGCGACAUGCACAUCUAAGUUUCGAGUCGCGGCCCGUAUUUUAUCCGCUCUCUGCACCGGUGUGAAUCGUCGCGCAUUAUCAUCAUAACGUGCAGAGCAAUCGACGACGGUGAACAACUUUGUGUACAUAUCUCCCCGAGUAUUUCAUUCGAAAGAACGAACUAAUCGGACAUCGUUCAAAUACACGUUCAGCCGUUCGUUUGUCUCUGUCGACGAUUGUUUUUAUAUAUGGCUUCACUUGAAGAUUUGGAACAACUGGAUAGCGGCAUAGGUAGUUGCGACAUGAGUAGCGGCGACGCACGUUCCCCGGAGGUGAAAUCGCUUCUUCCCGAUGACGAGGAUGACGAAGAGGAUGAAAGUCUCGCGGAGAGGUUAUUGGGUCUCACAGAAAUGUUCCCAGACGAAGUACGUAAUUUCAGCUAUAAUGUCGGCACUUGUUUCUAUAGCUGUAUGAAAGGCUUGUACGCAUUUUCGUGUUCCGCCGCAUGGUUAUUCUUCAGUUCGUCGGCUAUUUUAUUCGCACCUGUAUUAUUCGAAAUAGAACGCGCGCAAAUGGAAGAAGUACAACGUGCCCAACAGAAACAAGUCCUCUUAGGACCUAAUACAGCAAUGUCACACAUUAGCCCUUCGAGUCUUCCAAUGGCUCCACCAGUGCAACGAUAAAAUGCAUGUUAAAUAUCAUAUUUGAAUCACCACGAGUCAGCAGUUCUGUUCACCAUUUACAUUUAUUAGUGUAACAAUUCCAAUGUGCAUUGUAAUCUCUCACCGAUCUAAGGCAUAUAAUUUUCAAAUAUUUCUUGUUUGGGAGCACAAAGUUUGAACAAAUCUAGUGAUUAGUUACCAAAUAAUGUCACUGGUUAUUUCUUCAUUUCUUUUUUUACAACUUACAAAUGGACAAUGGACUUUUAACAAGAUGCAUUUAUCAACACCACCGUAUUAUUUAGAUAUGAAAGGUGAAUUGAAUUGUAUUAGUAGUAAAUUGUAUCUUAUUUGUUGAAAUGAUUAAAAAAUUUUAAUAAUUCAUUGUAA
Nomia melanderi (Alkali bee) is the source of this 1091-nucleotide messenger RNA. It is a transcript of the gene mge, whose product is annotated as translocase of outer mitochondrial membrane 22 homolog mge. NCBI's taxonomy places the organism in Eukaryota, Metazoa, Arthropoda, Insecta, Hymenoptera, Halictidae. The record is from RefSeq and is a predicted model, not a curated record. Gene Ontology annotation, cellular component: mitochondrial outer membrane. Gene Ontology annotation, biological process: intracellular protein transport.